AUGGCGUGCUGCACUGGGCUAUACGCCAUAGUGGCUGAUGGUGUUCACACCAAGCAGCCCAAGGAACUGAUGCAGUUGUACUGCGUCCAUGGCGUAUGCGACGGGGGCGUGGAGGUCCCACUUCUUUAUGCGAUGACGGCCCACAAGACUGAGGACGUCUACACGAAGAUCUUUGGACACUUGAAGGACCUGUUCGAAAAGUACCGUCCAAGACCAGUGCAGCGUCUACGAAUAGUCCUUGAUUUUGAGAAAGGCGCGCAAGAACUCAUCCAAGCUGAACAAGUUCAUCCAGGGGCACGGCAGAAUUCCGGUGGUGACCGAGUGGUGGGACACAAUAAAAGGAGUGGUUUUCCUCCCCAGGCGACUCUACCCAGAGGUUCGAGCGCUGUGGAACCCUCCAGUAGCGGCGGACCACGUCGCUUAUGCGGAAUGCAAGGAAUUCCUUGGAAUACUUAG
This is a messenger RNA of Cooperia oncophora, 456 nucleotides long. The record is from the annotation of a GenBank genome assembly. NCBI's taxonomy places the organism in Eukaryota, Metazoa, Nematoda, Chromadorea, Rhabditida, Trichostrongylidae.